This is a messenger RNA of Ictidomys tridecemlineatus (thirteen-lined ground squirrel), 6146 nucleotides long. Lineage: Eukaryota; Metazoa; Chordata; Mammalia; Rodentia; Sciuridae. The record is from RefSeq and is a predicted model, not a curated record.
AGGGUCCAAGGCGGGGGGAGGGGUGAGAACCCGGGCUCUCCCCUUUCUCUUAUCUCGCUGUCUUUGGAGGUGGGAAUCUUGGGGGGGGGCGGUUCUUAAACCCUCCUGAGAUUGGGUCAAGAGUCAAAACUCCUCCCGCCCCCUCCCCCCAAUCCGAUGAGCGGUAAGGAAAGUGAUGGACAAGUGUUCGAAGCCGAAGUGACAAACGCUUAGCAAGAACAAAUCCACUCUGGAGGUUUUCAAUAUUUACAUUUUUUUUAAGUGAGGGUACUUUACUCUUUCAAUUUUUUUUUUUCAGAAUUUAUGUUUUAAGAGGUGAGUGCUUUAUGUUUGUCCCUACUCAGGGCAAUCCUCCAUUUUAAGCGAAGCAGUAACUGGUUAAGCUGGAAUUUCAUUCAGGCCUAGGACUUGAACAAGGAUCCUGUAGGAGGUCAUUUAGUUUAUCCUCUUGCCUGCAUACAAACUUAAAUUGUAUGGUCUGCUUUUAAAGAUAUCUAGGAAAGAAGGGUCUUUUAUUUUCUUGUACUACUUGGGUGAAGAACAGGUCUUAUUUUUCACAUAAACCGAUGCAUAAACUUAAGUUUAAGAAAAUUUAGGACAGUUGGAAUCAUCAGAGGUUUUUAAUUUACUGAGUACAAUUAAAUGUGGCAAGGAUCUUUUUUAGGUGGUCAAUUAACAAGUCACUUUUUGGUAAUUAUGAAAUACUGUGGAUAAUCAUGUUUUCUGUCCGGGAUUUUGGUUUUCUAAUUCUUUGAUAAACAGUUUUAUAUUCUAUAAUAUGUGUUACAUAUUUAUUUCUUGUUUAUGUAAAGUGUUUUUCUCACACACAUCCACCCACACAUUUGCCUUUUCCAAAGGGAGUUUUAUCUUGCAUACCUUUUUUUUUAUAUAUUUAUUUUUUAGUUGUAGAUAGACACACUACCUUUACUUUUUUAUUUUUAUAUGAUGCUGAGGAUCAAACCCAGUGCCUCAAGUGCUAUGCAAGCACUCUACCACUCUACCAUUACCUUUUCCGGUUGAUGAAAAAAGCUAGAACUUCCAAGUUUUUUCACAGAUAGCUGAAAUCAAUUCGUGUAUUUUAUUUUUUUCUCUAAAUGAAAAUCCUUUCUUUCAGAAACCUUCUUGAAACAAUUUUCCUACUUGCUCCUAUCUGGUGACUGAGGGAAUUACUAAGACUCUUCUCGUUCAUUUCUGAGUAUUGUCUGAACUAUUCCUGACACUAUGAAUGCUAUUUGGAUGCCUCUUAAGAAAGAAGACUGUUUUCCUGCCAUUGCUGAGACUUUAGUGCUUUUGGGAAGUAAGUCUGUUCUCAGGGGAGGCAGUAAGAGGCUGUGGAGCUGGCCUCGGCACCGGCAUCGAGAGAGGCUGGACUUCCUGUCUCUCUGUGCUGAAUGGCUGCGAUGGCGCCCGCUCUCACCGAUGCAGCAGCUGAAGCACAUCACAUCCGGUUCAAACUGGCUCCCCCAUCCUCCACCUUGUCCCCCGGCAGUGCCGAAAAUAACGGCAACGCCAAUAUCCUUAUUGCUGCCAACGGAACCAAAAGAAAAGCCAUUGCUGCAGAGGAUCCUAGUCUAGACUUCCGAAGUAAUUCUACCAAGGAAGACUUGGGAAAGCUGCAACCACUGGUGGCAUCUUACCUCUGCUCUGAUGUAACAUCUGUUCCUUCAAAAGAGUCUUUGAAAUUGCAAGGGGUCUUCAGCAAGCAGACAGUCCUUAAAUCUCAUUCUCUGUUAUCUCAAUCCUAUGAACUCCGAGCUGAGCUGUUGGGGAGACAGCCAGUUUUGGAGUUUUCCUUAGAAAAUCUUAGAACCAUGAAUACAAGUGGUCAGACAGCUCUGCCACAAGCGCCUGUAAAUGGGUUGGCUAAGAAAUUGACUAAAAGUUCAACACAUUCUGAUCAUGACAAUUCCAGUUCCCUCAAUGAGGGAAAACGGGCUCUCACUUCAUCUGCUCUUCAGGGAGGUGAAGUGGCGGUAACUGACUCUGGGGACAUAAAGGGGGGUAUGACCAAUUGCACUCUUCCACACAGAAGCCUUGAUGUAGAACACACAACUCUAUAUAGCAAUAAUAGCACUGCAAACAAAUCUUCUGUCAAUUCCAUGGAACAGCCAGCACUUCAAGGAAGCAGUAGGUUAUCACCUGGUACAGACUCCAGCUCUAACUUGGGGGAUGUCAAGUUAGAGGGCAGAAAGUCUCCCCUGUCUUCCAUUCUUUUCAGUGCUUUAGAUUCUGAUACAAGGAUAACAGCUUUAUUGAGGCGUCAGGCUGAUAUUGAGAGCCGUGCCCGUAGGUUACAGAAGCGCUUACAGGUUGUACAAGCCAAGCAAGUGGAGAGGCAUUUGCAGCAUCAGCUGGGUGGAUUUUUAGAGAAAACUUUGAGCAAAUUGCCAAAUUUGGAAUCCUUGAGAUCCCGGAGCCAGUUGAUGCUGACCCGAAAGGCUGAAGCUGCCUUGAGAAAAGCUGCCAGUGAAACUACCACUUCAGAGGGACUUAGCAACUUCUUGAAAAGCGAUUCAAUUUCAGAAGAGUUGGAGAGAUUUACAGCUAGUGGCAUAGCCAACUUGCGGUGCAGUGAACAAGCAUUUGAUUCAGACAUCACUGACAGUAGUUCAGGAGGAGAGUCUGAUAUUGAAGAGGAAGAAUUGACCAGAGCUGAUCCUGAGCAAUGCCAUGUAUCCCUGAGACGCAGGUCAGAAUGGAGAUGGGCUGCAGACCGAGCAGCUAUUGUGAGCCGCUGGAACUGGCUUCAAGCUCAUGUUUCUGACUUGGAAUAUCGAAUUCGUCAGCAAACUGAUAUUUACAAACAGAUUCGUGCUAAUAAGGGGUUGAUAGUUCUUGGGGAGGCACCUCCUCCAGAACAUACAGCAGACUUACUGCUUCCACUUAGUUCUGAGGUGAAGACAGAUCAUGGGACUGAUAAAUUGAUUGAAUCUGUUUCUCAGCCACUGGAAAACCAUGGUGCCCCUGUUGGUCCUAUUUCAGAGUCAUUAUCUACCAAAUCAUGUGGAGCACUGAGACCUGUCAAUGGAGUUAUUAACACUCUUCAGCCUGUCUUGGCAGACCAUAUUCCUUGUGACAGCUCAGAUGCUGAAGAACAAUUACAUAAAAAGCAACGACUGAAUCUAGUUUCUUCAUCAUCUGAUGGUACCUGUGUGGCAGCCCGGACACGUCCCGUACUGAGCUGUAAGAAGCGGAGGCUUGUUCGACCCAAUAGCAUUGUCCCUCUUUCUAAGAAGGUUCACCGGAACAGCACAAUCCGCUCUGGCUGUGAUGUAAAUCCCUCCUGUGCACUGUGUGGUUCAGGCAGUGUCAACACCAUGCUUCCUGAAAUCCACUACGAAGCCCCUCUGUUGGAACGCCUUUCCCAGUUGGACUCUUGUGUUCACCCUGUGCUAGCAUUUCCAGAUGAUGUUCCCUCGAGCCUGCACUUCCAGAGCAUGCUAAAGUCUCAGUGGCAGAACAAGCCUUUUGACAAAAUCAAACCUCCCAAAAAAUUCUCACUUAAGCACAGAGCACCCAUGCCAGGCAGUCUGCCGGAUCCAACUCGUAAAGACAGGCACAAGUUGGUCAACUCCUUCCUGACAACAGCCAAGCUGUCCCAUCACCAAACCCGGCCUGACAGGACCCACAGGCAGCACUUAGACGAUGUGGGGGCUGUGCCCAUGGUGGAGCGAGUGACAGCGCCAAAAGCAGAGCGCUUGCUCAACCCACCGCCACCCGUGCAUGACCCAAACCACAGCAAAAUGAGAUUGCGAGACCAUUCAUCUGAGAGAAGUGAAGUGUUGAAGCAUCACACAGAUGUGAACAGUUCAAGCUACUUGGCUGCUGCCCACCAUCCACCACACAGUCCCUUGGUGCGACAGCUUUCCACCUCGUCAGACAGCUCCGCACCCACCAGCUCUGGCUCACAAGUUACAGCCAGUGCUUCCCAGCCAAUAAGGAGGAGAAGGGGAGAGAGCUCGUUUGACAUUAAUAACAUUGUCAUCCCAAUGUCUGUUGCUGCAACAACCCGAGUAGAGAAACUACAAUACAAGGAAAUCCUUACUCCCAGCUGGCGGGAGGUUGAUCUUCAAUCUCUGAAGGGGAGUCCUGAUGAGGAGAAUGAGGAGAUCGAGGACCUAUCUGAUGCAGCCUUCGCCGCCCUGCAUGCCAAAUGUGAGGAGAUGGAGAGGGCACGGUGGCUGUGGACCACGAGUAUGCCACCCCAGCGGCGGGGCAGCAGGUCUUACAGGUCAUCAGACGGCCGGACCACCCCACAGUUGGGCAGUGCCAACCCCUCCACUCCACAGCCCGCCUCCCCUGAUGUCAGUAGUAGCCAUUCUCUGUCAGAGUUAUCCCACGGUCAGUCUCCUAGGAGCCCCAUUAGCCCAGAACUGCACUCGGCACCUCUCACCCCUAUGGCUCGGGACACUCUGCGACACUUAGCCAGCGAAGACACCCGUUGUUCCACACCAGAGCUGGGAUUGGAUGAACAGUCUGUCCAGCCAUGGGAGCGACGAACCUUCCCCCUGCCAUACAGUCCCCAGGCAGAGUGUGAGGACCAGCUGGAUGCACAGGAACGGGCAGCCCGCUGUACUCGCCGCACCUCAGGCAGCAAGACUGGUCGGGAAUUAGAGGUGGCACCCACCUCGCCUCCCAUUGUCCCCCUCAAGAGUCGGCAUCUGGCAGCAACGGUCACAGCUCAGCGCCCAACUCACAGAUGAGCUGGAGAUGAGAAUCUAAACAGACUCACUAACUAUUGGCAUUAAAGCUUCAGAAAUCUCUGCGUUUGAUAUUCAAACAUCAUAUGCCGGAAAUUUUCACAGUUUUUAGUGAAUUUAAGGAAUUUAGAUCCUCCUUUGGUAUUUUUUUUUCCUCAUUUUGAUUUUUGUUUUGUUUCUGUUUCCAUGUUUUCUUGUCACCCACCUGAGCACUUCCUCUAGUUGGCAGACAAGUUCAGGAUAAGACCCUGCUGGCCUGGUCCUGGUACAUCCUCUGCACUGUUGAAUCACUGGACUUAGCAAUGUUAGAUGAUCAACCCUUUCCUUCAUACCUGUGGGCAGGGUAGAAAAGCCAAAGGGCAGAGGGGAUGGAAAGCUCCAGUUCAGCAUGGCCUUUUAGUUUAGGAUGGGACAGAACAAGGGCAUUCUGGGCUCUUACUCCCCUUCCCUCCCAUCUGUGGCUUGGCUAAGCUCUAGUGUUUCUGGCUGGGUCCCCCUAUCCCUACUUUGGUUUUCUGUGCUGGAGAACCCCAUCAGAGCCUCUUUGCCAUAAUUGCCAGCUGUUCUCACUGAGCUCUCAGCCACCAGGAUGGCUCCCCCUUGUCACCCAGGUCUUCAAGACCUGUUUUCAGUUUCAUCUGCAUUUGGUCAUCUCUUUCUUGACUCCUUAACUGCAGUAACCUGGCUGCGGCUGCUCAGGUUCCCCCAUCCUGCCCCUCCUCGUCUGCUCCCCAUGCCAUGCACACACCCACACACAUCAGUCCUUCCAUGUUGGCCUGGUCUGUGAAGGUAGGGUCUCCUUAACCUCAUCCCCACUCCCCUACAAACUAGGAGAUUGGGGAUGCGAGCAGCCAUCUCCCCUGUAUAAUUUUGCUUUCACUGACUGGUUCACUUUGUCAUGUUUCCUUCACCUCUAUUUCCCUGUCAGUGUCAAUUAGACUCUUCCUCUUUCAUGCUCCCCUUGCCUGUGGAACAUUGUCUGGACCUAGCUGUGGUUUUCAUCACUCCCCAUCACCCUCCUUUGUUAACCUUGUGCCUGUCUCAUGUGUAAUCACAUCACCAAAAAGGGGGCGGGGGGAAGGACUUUUUUUUUCUGCCAUUUUGUAAUCGUAUAAAAAUUAUAGGCAAAACUGCUUAAUGGUUGGGGUUUUUUCACAAUUUUCAACAUUAGUGAUUUUUUUUUUUCUGUUUGCAAGUUAAAGGGUUUGUCAUUGUUUCUUUAAACAACAAUAAUGCACCAUAUCCCUAUGCAUAAAGUGCUUCUUCUAUUUAUAAGGUUGAAAAUUCUGAAUAACCCUUUUAGCAUUGUAAAGAAAAAAAACAAAAACAAAAAAAACCCAAAAAACAAAAAUUAAAAAAAAAACUUGUAUUUUGUAAAUAUUUUCUUUUCCUGCUUUGAGCUGUGUAAUGGCAGCGAAACAUGUAGCUGUCUUUGUUCUAUAGAAA